Messenger RNA from Ictalurus punctatus (channel catfish), 1238 nucleotides. It is a transcript of the gene nansa, whose product is annotated as N-acetylneuraminic acid synthase a. Gene Ontology annotation, molecular function: N-acylneuraminate-9-phosphate synthase activity. The record is from RefSeq and is marked provisional. Gene Ontology annotation, biological process: carbohydrate biosynthetic process. NCBI's taxonomy places the organism in Eukaryota, Metazoa, Chordata, Actinopteri, Siluriformes, Ictaluridae.
GUGAUUAGUUUCUUCGCUCCGGAGUGAACAUGCCUCUGCAGGUUGAGUUGUGUCCCGGCCGCAUGAUCGGAGGAGAUCACCCGUGUUUUAUAAUCGCGGAAAUCGGACAAAAUCACCAGGGAGACAUUGAGAUCGCCAAGAAAAUGAUCCGAAUGGCCAAAGAUUGUGGUGCAGACUGUGCGAAGUUCCAGAAGAGUGAGCUGGAGUAUAAGUUUAAUAAGCGUGCUCUGGAGAGACCCUACACCUCCAAACACUCAUGGGGGAAAACGUACGGAGAACACAAGCGGCACCUGGAGUUCACACACGAGCAGUACAGGGAGCUGCAGCGUUACGCUCAGGAAGUUGGCAUCUACUUCACCGCCUCGGGCAUGGACGAGAUGGCUGUGGAAUUUCUUCACAAACUCAAUGUGCCUUUCUUUAAAGUCGGCUCCGGAGACACCAAUAACUUCCCGUACCUGGAGACAACGGCUCAGAAAGGUCGUCCGAUGGUGGUCUCCAGCGGGAUGCAGAGUAUGGAGACGAUGCGGCGUGUGUAUCAAACAGUGAAGAAACACAAUGAGAAUUUCUGCAUCCUGCAGUGUACCAGCGCCUACCCUCUCGAACCCGAGCACGUUAAUCUGCGUGUCAUCACGGAAUACCAAAAGGAGUUCCCGGACAUCCCGAUUGGCUACUCGGGUCAUGAGACGGGCAUCAGUGUGUCGGUGGCGGCCGUGGCACUGGGUGCGAAGGUGUUGGAGCGUCAUGUGACUCUGGAUAAAAGCUGGAAGGGCAGCGACCACUCCGCCUCCCUCGACCCCUCUGAACUCGCCGAGUUGGUACGAUCCAUCCGAAUUGUGGAGCGGGCGCUAGGCGACGGCAUCAAAGAAAUGCUGCCCUGUGAGAAACCCUGCCAUGACAAGCUGGGUAAGUCUGUAGUGGCGAAGACGGUGAUCCCUAAGGGAACCGAGUUAACCCUCGACAUGCUGACAGUGAAGGUGGCCGAGCCGAAGGGCAUUGCACCGGAGGAAAUUUUCGAGCUGCUGGGGAGGAAAACGAUGAAGGACAUUGGGAUGGACGAGAGCGUGACCGAGAACGCAGUGGAGAACUACGGAAAACGAACCAAAGUGUGAAGAAUCUGGAACUGUUGUGUGUGUCGCUGAUCUUCAGCUGUGUGUGGAUUGUCAUGGUGCUAUCAGCAGAGUGAGAUAGAGAAGAUCGUUCAAAACUUUCAUCACCAAAUAAAGAAUAAAACCGAAAGC